AUGUCUCAAAUUCAAGAUAUGAAGAAGCAGCUUCAGGAAGCUACUGCCAUGAACGAAAAAAAUAAACACGACUUGGGCGUUUUGGAACAAGAAAAACAACGGCUUUUGAAUGAAGUGGAAGAAAAUAAGAAGCUUCUCAUCACAAAAGAGGAGGAAAUAAAGAAAAUGACACAAGAAAUGGAUUCAUUGGUGAAUGAAAUUAAUAAAAUUAAUGAAGAACUCCAGAAAGCAGUAGAAGAAGCUAAAGAGAGAGAGACAUCUGAUGAAAAGAUCAAAAACCUCACGACCACCAUAGAGAGUCUGAACAAAGAUUUAGAUUCCAAAGCCAUGACCAUCACGCAACUGAUGUCGGAACUAAAGACCAGUACUGACGUGAGGUCCAAGUUGGAGACCACCAUACAGAGACUCAGGAAGGAGAGUGAGACGGAGAGAGAGAAAAAUACGGAGAGAGAGAGAUUACAGAAACGAAAGAUCGAACAGCUGGAGGAAACUUGCAGGGACAGAGAAGAAGAACUCACCAAACACGUCCUGGACAGUAGAGCUGAGAAGGAGCAUCUCCAGGAGAAGAUCCAAGGUAUGCAGAACACUAUCGACAAUAUACAAAAGGAGCUGACUGGUCGACCGGCUGUUGUGGAGAACAGAAUACAACCGGAGCUUGAUGACAACGCCGUCAUGUUAACUCCUGGACAGAAGAAACCCCAGACUCCGAUAUCCCCGAUAAUACAGAAGAAAGGAGGCUUUCUGAUGCCCCAGAAAGAGCCCAAACACCGCGACUCCGCGUACAAUUUAUUCAGCGACAGCAGCAUGGAAGGAGACACUCUGGAUGCGUCCGAAGUGAACCGCCGUUUCGAAGCCCUAUCUCGAGGUGAACGCGUCUCCCCCAUGCCUCUGACGGCCCUCAAACGUCGCGGCGGAGUCCCCGCACCGCACUCCUCGCUUAAAUACAGAACGCCUAUUAACAACGCAGUGUGUCCUUAA
Molecule: messenger RNA, 978 nt
Organism: Danaus chrysippus (African queen)
Lineage: Eukaryota; Metazoa; Arthropoda; Insecta; Lepidoptera; Nymphalidae
Source: the annotation of a GenBank genome assembly